Messenger RNA from Guillardia theta CCMP2712, 1608 nucleotides. RefSeq lists its product as hypothetical. The record is from RefSeq and is a predicted model, not a curated record. The transcript has a single exon. NCBI's taxonomy places the organism in Eukaryota, Cryptophyceae, Pyrenomonadales, Geminigeraceae. The coding region runs from base 1 to 1608 and encodes 535 amino acids.
AUGGCAGACCAGGAUCUUGUCUCUAAUGGUCAGAGAGCUACGCCUAGAAGACAAGGAACAGGGCGAGAGAUCACCACUCGCGGCUUUGAAUUCAAGAAGAGAGUUUUCUCCAUGCCUCCCCAGCCCCUUGCAGACGUCACUUCCCAGCAGAACUCUUCCAUUAUCCCUAGCCGUGGUCGGAGAACUGGCUUGAAGAUUGGUUCCUCAGUUCUCAAGGACAGCUUUGGAAUGGAGCGAUUGAGUGACUUUUGGAAUGCGGAAGAAAUCGAAGCAAUGAGGAGGAAGUCGAGUUUGGCUAGCGAUGCCAGAGAUCGAUCCAAGACCAGCAUGGACACCGGGCCGCUCUCUGAAUACUCAGGGAGGGUUUCGCAGUACUCUCAAGACACCGAAUCAUCCAAUGACAAUGAUUCCGCGAGUCCGUCUGGCAUUUCCAAGCGUUCGGAGUACUUGGCUGAUUGUUCUCAGAGUAGCGGAAAGGCCUCUUUGUCCAGAAAUGAUGAGAGCCAAGAUCAGACCGAGCAGAGCUAUGCUGAUGCUUCCUGCACAUCUGCGGAGAAGAGUAACGUCAACACGGAUGCCUCCAAGCAGUCUAUCUCUGAACUGAACUCGCCAAGCGUUGCAGACAUGAGUGAUGGCUCUCCUGCGAUGGAUGCGAGCAAGCGCUUGUCGUUUACAGACUCGGCCGAGAAAACUUCCAAGACCGAUGAUGCCUCCCCAUGCUCCUCUGACGUCAGCUCUCGGCAGCCUCGAGUUUCGUUUGCAGAAUCUGCUAUCCGCCGCAAGUCUUCCAUUUCGUUCGCUCGAACCCCAGGCACGAAGAAUGGAGACACAAGCAUGGAAGACUUCGACGUGGAUGAUUGCGCUGCAGCAGAUUCAGGUGACGAGCAGAAUGACGACCAGGACGAGAACCAGUCGAUUCAGCAGGAAGAGAUCAAGCCCAAGAAGGCCGCUUCGAAGAAAAGAGAGCGCGACGAUGGCAGGCUUGCUCUUAUUGACAGGCUGGACACGAUGGGGCGUGCUUCCUAUUGCAACACGGACUCGUACGCGCCCAAGUCCAAGAGGUUGUCAGAUGUUGCUCCUCGCCCUGUCAUCGAGGAUGAUGGGAAGAGGAGGAGCAAGCGCAGGAAGAUGCGGCCCCUCCAGUACUGGAGGAAUGAGAGGGUGGAAUAUGCUCGCGAAACAGGUGCUGUCUUGCCAGAGAUUGUGGACCUGGUUGUGCGUUCUCCCGAACCCACUCCUUUCCGGCGGAAGAGAUCUAAGGAGGAACAGGCUGUGGAAUCCUCUCCAACCAGUGCCAACAGCAAGGCCAAGACAGUGAAGAAAAACAGGAACAAGAAUAAGAAGUCCAAGAAGACAUCCUCUCGAGACAACUUGCAGAAGGUUGAUGUGGAAGAGGACGAAGAUGAGGACGAUGCCCCUAUCAAGAAGCCCAAGGGCAAGACCGCCUUCUUCCUCUUCUCUGCAGACAAGAUGUGGGAGGUUAAAGAGCAGCACCCCGACUUGUCAAUCUCAGAGAGAGCUCAGAUCCUCAAGGAUCAAUGGUUGGAUGCUGAUGAGGCCACUAAGAAGCAUUAUGAGAGGCAGGCAAAGAAUUCAGCCAAAGUGUAG